GGCUGCAUUCACAGAGCAGCUGGCCCCUGUUUGCUGGCUGAAUGUCGCACCCUGAACGGCUGUGAUACUGGGCAUGCGAAAAUCACAUGUGGCUAUGACCUGCCUGCAAAAUAUGUCAUCCAUACCGUAGGGCCAAUAGCAAGAGGCCAUAUUAAUGGUUCCCACAAGGAAGACCUUGCAAAUUGCUAUAAAUCAUCUCUGAAGCUGGUGAAAGAAAAUAACAUCCGAUCAGUUGCAUUUCCCUGCAUUUCAACAGGCAUUUAUGGUUUCCCGAAUGAGCCUGCUGCAGUGAUUGCCCUCAGCACCAUUAAGGAAUGGCUGGCCAAGAAUCACCACGAGGUGGACCGAAUCAUCUUCUGUGUCUUCUUAGAAGUCGAUUUCAAAAUCUACAAAAAGAAAAUGAGCGACUUUUUCCCCGUAGGUGAUAAUGAAGAAGAAGAUGUUGACAUGAAAGAAGAUUCAGAAGGGGUAGAGCCAAAAGCCCUCUCUCCACCCCACAAGAAAAGCAAAGCCAAGAAGCCGGAAAGUUCCAAAGACUCUAGCGAGGAUGAGAACGGUCCAGAGGAAAAGCCAAGCGUGGAAGAAAUGGAAGGGCCGAGCCAAGAAGCAGAUGGCGUCAGUGCUGCUACUGUGCACAGCCCCGCUUCAGAAGAGGCCGCUGAAGUCUGUAAAGACGAAGAUUCUGCAAAAGAUGACAAUAUUGCAAAUGACAGUGAAGUAACAGCUCAUUCAGUGUGUGACCAAGAUCAUCCCAAUGGACAAGAAAAUGAUUCAGCGAAUAAUGAGAUAAAAAUUGAGGAGGAGUCACAGACCUCAUACAUGGAAACAGAAGAGCUUUCAUCAAACCAAGAAGAUACCACGAUUGUGGAGCAACCAGAAGUGGUCCCACUGACAGAUGUUGAAGAAGAAAAAGGAGGAAAAGCUCAAGGCGAGGGCACGCCUAGAGUUCCUGUGAAAAGCGAAGGCUCCUGUGACACAGAAAACUCCGCAAGUCCUGAUGUUGAAAUGAAUAGUCAGGUUGACAGUGUAAAUGACCCAACAGAGAGUCAGCAAGAAGAUUAACUAAUAGGGGCACAGGAUGAAGCAAAGGAACAAAGAAAUGGAAGUCGGGGCCAGUCCUCAGCAUUCCAGCCUCUGCUGGCCCUGGGGGGAGAGCGGGAGCCAGCAGGGGUGCUGCGGAGGAGGGUGGGGGUGGGGGAGGCAAGUCCCACGCAAGGAUGGGGAAUCCUUUGCUCUAAUUUCUCAGCUGCAUUUUGUUCUUUUGACUUGCAGAAAAAGGAAAAAAAAGAACCUUUCUUUAACUUGGUGGGGCGACCCACAUUCACACAUCUUUCAGGCUCUGUUCCUGCAAUUUGUCUUUUUUCUCACAAUUGCGCCCCAGCGUCAUGGUUUAGCACUCACGUGUGUAUCCUGGCCCUGUCUGCUUUCUUGGUUAUUUCACAAAGCUGGUUGGACAGUAGUUUCUUCAAAGAAAGGAGGAAGACCAUGGUUUUGAUAAGCUGCAGGCUAAAUUUCAGGAAUCGCCAAGCCCAAUAUCAGUAUAAUCCACAGGCAAAGGAGACAGGAGAGGAAAUGGGCCAAACCCUCAGAAAUCACUUGGGAAAAGGUCAGGAUGGUGACUUGAAAAUGAUACCUCUUCAGGGAUUCCCACAGCACAGGUUACAGCUUUGUUUAACAUGUGGUUAGAGAGGAAUACGCCAGCAGGGUUUCAUCCAGAGCCGAGCACAGAGAUGUACAGGAGGGCAGGUCCUGACAGCUUUCAUGCCUCUCCUUCCAUGGGUAGGACAGCAGGAUUGUGCUUAUUUGACACUGACAUUUAGCAGAGCUUUCUCGGUUUGUGAGGUCUUUACCGAGUGCGUCAGAGUGGAGCCCCCCAGUGGGCUGUGAGUCAGUGUGACACCAUCCUGAGGGAUGGCACUUUUCUAUGUGUUUUAGUUAAGAGGGGGGGCUGCUGCAUUUAGGAUCCAAACAUAUGCCUGUGAUGUUAAAAGCUCCACUUGGAAUCUCUCUUUAUAUACAUGCUUUUCAUAAAAAUAAAACAUGUUAUCUUUACCCAAGGUUUGAUGGCCUGCAGAGCAGAUUCUCACUUGAAAUUAAAGGCAGCGAGAGGUCUCGCUUGCAAUUAUGGCUUCCAGUUCCCUUUAAACAGUGUGGCUUGCCCACGCCAAGUCCAAGACUAAUGUGAUAGCUGGCCCCCUCUCUCGGCAGAUUAUGACCAUUAAAGGGGGGAGCAGCUGUAGUUAAGAUCCAAGAGGCCAGAAGUACAGUCGGCACAGGGGUGAAGGACCCAGGAAAAGGUCAGACGUCACAAAUGUCUGUCCAAGAGCCAACAAGAACAAGGGCCCUCGUGGGGAGAGAUGACUGCUUCCCACAGCCUCCUUGGGUCCCAAGAUCACCCCCUUCCACUCCCCCGCUGUGGAAACUGUUAUCAUUUCUUGCAUAGCUUCUUAAAUCCAGCUUUCUUAUAAGAGCUUUAGAAUUGUAAGUUAUUUGUAUACAUUUUUCUUAGUAGAGCGAUAAAAGUAAUGGAUCAAAUCGAGUAUUUCUAAAAUAAAAGGAUGUUUUGCUUUUUAAAUAUUCCAAGAAAUUCUUGUUUUGCCCUUUCCUCUAUGGAAAUUCAACUCCUUAUCUUCCUGUGAAAGCUGUGUUGGCCUCUCUGAAUUUGCUGCCCUUAUGCAUAGUUUACUUGGUAUACUGAAAUCAAGUGUGAGUUACAGUUCUGCAUAUGUAAUAUGAUUUUUAACACUCCAUAUUUUAAAAACAAUCUCAUCAACCUAGCAGCAAUGCUUCUUUUAAGUCAGUGGUUCUCAACCAUCUGGCCCUUUAAAUACAGUUCCUCAUGUUGUGAA
Myotis davidii is the source of this 2849-nucleotide messenger RNA. RefSeq names its product MACRO domain containing 2 (gene MACROD2). Bases 400 to 1062 code for a protein of 220 amino acids. The record is from RefSeq and is a predicted model, not a curated record. NCBI's taxonomy places the organism in Eukaryota, Metazoa, Chordata, Mammalia, Chiroptera, Vespertilionidae. The transcript has 15 exons.